AUGCGCUUCUCUUACACCGCCGCUGCUCUUGCUGCCCUCACCGGCCAGGCUGCCGCCCACGCCCGUGUCUACGCCCUCUGGUCCGACGGCGCCGAGAUCCAGGUCGACGGCAAGUCCGGCCUCGAGUCCUUCAUCCGCAGCCCCCCCAACAACAACCCCGUCAAGGACAUCACCUCCAAGGACAUUGUCUGCAACGCUGACCCCUCCGCCAAGACCGGCUUCGCCCCCGUCGAGGCUGGCAAGUCCGUCGUCUUCGAGUGGUACCACAACACCCGCGGCGACGACAUCAUCGACGGCUCCCACAAGGGUCCCCUCAGCACCUACAUUGCCGAGUACACCGAGGGUGACGGCACUGGCGCCAUCUGGACCAAGAUCGCUGAGGAGAAGUACGCCAACGGCAAGUGGCCCGUCGACACCCUCAUCGCCAACAAGGGCAAGUCCGGCGAGGUCACCAUCCCCGCCUCCCUGAAGCCCGGCAAGUACCUCCUCCGCCACGAGAUCAUCGCUCUCCACGAGUCCGACACCACCUACGACACCAACUCGGCCCGUGGUGCCCAGUUCUACCCCUCUUGCGUCCAGAUCGAGGUCUCUGGAUCCGGCUCCGACGUUCCCCCCGAGAACUUCGACUUCCAGACCGGCUACAAGUACACCGACAGCGGCAUCCACUUCAACCUCUACAACGACGACGCCUCCAGCUACAAGGCCCCCGGCCCUGAGGUCUGGACCGGCGGCGCCGGCUCCGGCUCUGGCUCUACCCCCGCCACCAGCGCUGCUCCCGCCGCCACCUCCAAGGCCGCCGCCACCUCUGCUGCUGCUGCCCCCACCACCCUGGCUACCCAGGUCAGCUCUGCUGCUCCCGCCACCUCUGCCCCGGCCGCUACCUCUGCUCCCGCUGCCACUCCCUCCAAGGCCCCUUCCACCGGCUGCAAGCGCCGCCGCGCUGCCCGCAAGGCUCGCCGCUCUGCUCACUAA
This is a messenger RNA of Colletotrichum siamense, 972 nucleotides long. It is a transcript of the gene eglD-15, whose product is annotated as putative endo-beta-1,4-glucanase D. The record is from RefSeq and is a predicted model, not a curated record. The coding region runs from base 1 to 972 and encodes 323 amino acids. NCBI's taxonomy places the organism in Eukaryota, Fungi, Ascomycota, Sordariomycetes, Glomerellales, Glomerellaceae. The transcript has a single exon.